Nicotiana tabacum (common tobacco) is the source of this 894-nucleotide messenger RNA. RefSeq lists its product as uncharacterized. Lineage: Eukaryota; Viridiplantae; Streptophyta; Magnoliopsida; Solanales; Solanaceae. The record is from RefSeq and is a predicted model, not a curated record.
AUGGGUUUUGCUAAUGCAUAUUCUAACAGCAACUGUCAAAUAUUGAUCUUCUGGGAUGAGGCAGUGGAUUGUAGGGUGGUUGAAGAGAGUGAGCAGAAAGUUACUUGUAGCUUUAACUGGAUGGGGACUAAUAUCCUCAUUACUUUUGUGUAUGUUAAAUGCAUUGCUGACUUUAGGAAAGACUUGUGGGAGAACGUUAAAAACAUCUCAGACAGAUACAGUCUUUCUCAGUACAUUGCAGGGGAUUUUGAUUGCAUUGUCGACCCUGUUGAGAAACAAGGUGGGAGCCCUCACAGAAUGUCCAAAAGUUUAUCCUUUUUGCAAUGUAUUAUGGAUUGUGAUCUCAUUGACCCUGGUUAUUCGGGCUCUACUUUUACAUGGUGUAAUGGUUGGCAAGUUGAUAAGAGGGUUUGGAAGAGAUUGGAUAGGAUACUUGUUAACAUGAGUGAACCAGUUGAAAGAGCUUGGAAUGUGGAAGUACAAGGAUCUCCAAUGUGGAGGUUCCAUCUCAAGUUGAAAAACACUUGCAAGAAAUUGUCAGAAUGGUCAAGAUCUUCUAUUGGAAAUAUCUUUGAGAAGGUUAUUAAAAUGGAAGAAAAGGUGAGGGAACUGGAGGAAAAAAUCAUCAAUGACAACACAGAUAUGAAUAGAGGUGAAUUAAAUCAUGCAAAUUCUCUCCUGAUUAGGGCAUACAAGAAGGAGGAAUCAUUCUGGAAACAAAAAUCUGGGGUGAAAUGGUUUGUGCAGGGUGAGGUGAACUCAAGGUUUUUUCAUUCGAUUAUUAAAGGAAGGAAGAAGAGAUUAUCUCUAAAGAAGAUUAGGGGGAAUGAUGGAAACUGGAUUGAAGGGGAAGAAGAGAUUGCAAAGGAGUCUGUCUUCUAUUUCCAAAAAUAA